Molecule: messenger RNA, 5906 nt
Organism: Balaenoptera acutorostrata (minke whale)
Lineage: Eukaryota; Metazoa; Chordata; Mammalia; Artiodactyla; Balaenopteridae
Gene: COL25A1
Product: collagen type XXV alpha 1 chain
Exons: 37
Coding region: 1-1965 (654 amino acids)
Source: RefSeq, a predicted model, not a curated record
AUGCUGGUGAAGAAGCAAGCAGGGAAAGGAGGGGGGCGGGAGCCGGGCUCCGAGGACCGGAGCCCAGCCGGGCAGCGUUGUGCCCGGACCGUGUCCCCGUGCGCCGCCCUGGCCGCCCUCCUGUCAGUAGUGGCCGUGAUGUCUUGUCUGUACCUGGGGGUGAAAACCAACGACCUCCAGGCGAGGAUCGCCGCCCUCGAAUCCGCCAAAGGAGACCCUUCCAUCCGUCUGCUGCCUGACUGUCUGGAUCAGCUCAAAGCAAUGGUGCAAGAGAAAGUGGAGCGACUUCUGGCUCAGAAGUCCUAUGAACAUAUGGCUAAAAUAAGAAUCGCAAGAGAAGCACCUUCAGAGUGCAACUGCCCAGCAGGCCCUCCGGGGAAACGAGGUAAAAGGGGCCGAAGAGGAGAAUCUGGUCCUCCUGGUCAGCCUGGUCCUGAGGGCCCUCCUGGUCCAAAAGGUGAUAAGGGAGAACAGGGCGAUCAGGGACCUCGGAUGGUGUUUCCUAAAAUCAAUCAUGGGUUUCUCUCUGCUGAUCAGCAGCUCAUUAAACGCCGCCUGAUUAAGGGUGACCAAGGACAGGCUGGGCCCCCAGGCCCUCCAGGACCUCCAGGCCCACGAGGGCCUCCUGGGGACACAGGGAAAGAUGGCCCCCGCGGAAUGCCAGGAGUGCCUGGUGAAUCAGGGAAACCAGGAGAACAAGGCUUGAUGGGUCCUCUGGGGCCUCCAGGACAAAAGGGUUCUGUUGGAGCACCUGGAAUUCCAGGGAUGAAUGGGCAAAAGGGUGAGCCCGGGUUGCCUGGAACAGGAGGACAGAAUGGAAUGCCAGGGCCCAAGGGAGAACCUGGAGAACGAGGAGAAAAGGGAGAUGCUGGAGAGAAUGGCCCCAAAGGUGAUACAGGCGAAAAGGGUGACCCUGGAUCGUCCGCUGCAGGAAUUAAGGGAGAGCCCGGAGAAUCUGGUCGUCCAGGGCAAAAGGGUGAACCAGGGCUUCCUGGGCUUCCUGGACUUCCGGGGAUAAAGGGAGAACCAGGUUUCAUUGGUCCUCAAGGAGAACCAGGCUUACCAGGGUUACCAGGAAUAAAGGGCGACCGUGGGGAGGCAGGUCAUCCUGGAAGAGGGGAUCGAGGGGAGCCUGGAGCCCCUGGACCAAAGGGGAAACAAGGUGAAUCAGGAACUAGAGGCCCAAAGGGGUCAAAGGGUGACCGUGGAGACAAAGGGGACUCUGGAGCCCUGGGACCAAGGGGUCCACCUGGUCAAAAGGGAGAUCAAGGAGCCACCGAGAUCAUAGACUACAACGGCAACCUCCACGAAGCCUUGCAGAGGAUUACCACCUUAACAGUCACGGGUCCCCCUGGACCACCUGGACCUCAAGGACUACAAGGGCCAAAGGGAGAGCCAGGAUCUCCAGGAGUCCCAGGAGUUGAUGGAGAGCAGGGACUCAAAGGUUCAAAGGGAGACAUGGGGGACCCAGGUAUGCCAGGUGAAAAAGGAGGAAUUGGACUUCCUGGAUUACCGGGUGCCAAUGGAAUGAAAGGAGAAAAAGGAGACUCGGGAUUGCCAGGUCCUCAGGGUCCUUCCAUCAUAGGCCCACCAGGCCCACCAGGUCCCCAUGGCCCACCAGGCCCCAUGGGACCCCAUGGACUUCCUGGACCAAAGGGUACAGAUGGCCCUAUGGGACCCCAUGGCCCUGCAGGUCCCAAAGGAGAAAGAGGUGAAAAAGGAGCUAUGGGAGAGCCGGGACCCCGAGGGCCGUAUGGUCUUCCCGGGAAAGAUGGAGAGCCUGGUCUUGAUGGUUUCCCUGGUCCACGAGGCGAGAAGGGUGAUCUAGGAGAAAAGGGGGAAAAGGGAUUCCGUGGCGUUAAGGGGGAAAAAGGGGAGCCAGGCCAGCCUGGCCUGGAUGGGCUGGACGCCCCUUGCCAAUUGGGGCCAGAUGGAUUACCCAUGCCUGGCUGUUGGCAAAAGUGAUGAAUCUAACCUUCCAAGCAUGAAGUUGUGUAUAUAAUGGUCCACUUUUUAUAUUUAUAGUUGAAAAUCGGAUUGCAGAUUUUACAAGUCUGAGAUAUGUUUACAUAUAGCUGCUUCUUCCUGUUUGCAGUAGUACACAUAUCCAUUUUUUCUUCCCUUACAUCUGAAAUUGGGCAAUAUGUGAAACCAGUGAGAAGCCUGCAAAAAAUAUAGAUCAGUAUAUCUUUAUCUUACGUGAAGAUAUGUAUUUACAUGGACAUAGUGAUAGAGAUUGAUUGUUCUUGCUAUUUUCUUACUUUGGGCUUGUUAAUUGCAUGGACAAAAAGUGCCAUGAGAUAGUUUACAUGAAAUUGUGACCAAAUAUGAACUCGAAGCUAUGAAAACGUACUCUACUGACUGAUUUUAGAGUCUAUCGUCACAUCCCUACUCACCUUUGCUAUUCAUGCCCACACCACCCAUUGAAACUGACUAAAAAAGCAUGAUCGUGUGCCAAGCCUGCUUGCUGUGCAAACUCAGAUGCUAGCAUGCUGCAUUAUGAGUCCUUUGAUCACCUCUGAACUUUUAUUUCUUUUGUCAUCUCAAGGGGGUUACACCAUGGCUCAUUGCCAAAAAGUGAUAAGGUGGCGGAGAGCACACACACACAAAUGGUCUUGUAUUUUGAAAGGAGUUGCAGUCCCAACUGCAGAUCUUCAGCUUCCACUAUUGUGGGCUCACGUGGCCUCUUUGGUUGAAAUGUCCAGGGGCUGAGCUCGUUGCUGACACUAGUUUUCCUUGGGCUGCCCUUGGCAGUGAAGAUGAAGAGAAAGGAUUGGUUCAGCCUCCUGCACUGUCUCUCAUGUGACCAAGUAGGAAAGAGGUUUACAAAGGCAGGCACCCAGAAUAGAGGACUUUUUUUUUUUAAUAAACUGAAUUCCAGCAAGUGUUAACAUGGGUGCUUUUGGAAAAUGACAGAAGCAUACUGCACUUCUUUUGGGUAGGAGAUUCUUGGAAUGGCAGCCCCUGUUCCUGAGGACAAAGGGUGUGUACAUCUCACCAAAGCUCGGGUUGCUGAAGAUACAGCACGUCCCAAGAAGGGGUUGGCUGAAAUAACCUUUCCUGAGGAUGUAGGAGGGCUCAUCCUACAAUCUCUACUGAAGCUGAUGAGAGCUUCCCUUCCUUCCAAGAUCCAACCCAUGUUAAACAUUUUCUACAAACUUCUAGAAACAGAAAGAUAUUUUCCAUUCUUUUUAAUACUUUUUCUUUUCUCUUUUAGUCCCAGGAAUAUUCAGGAAAGAUUUUUUUUCCAGCUUUUGUCACAUUUAUUUUGAACAAUUUUUUAAAGGAAAGUCUUCAAAUCCUAAUAAGUUGGUACCAACAGUCAAGAUGACCAUUUGCUAACUUCUCUCCUGUUCUGAAUAAUUGAAGAGAAUAUAAAAGAAGCUCGAUUUUCAGUUCAGUCAUUGUAAAGCAUCAAAGUUAAACAAUUUUUCAGUACUUUUUGACUUUUUUUUGUAUGAUGAAUAUAACAUAUAUAGUGAUUAUCAGUUAAGAUAAAGUCAAGAUUUGGUCACAUUUGAUCAUAUUAACUCAUUUCUAUUUCUUGUAGUUCUAUUUAGUUCUAAGUUGUGUCUAUAUUUAGAUUUCUUUAUCUUUUUUACAUUUCUAAAUGUUUGUCUUAUGCACAGACCAAAUCUGAGAUCUCAGAAAGCUGUGAAAUAUAGUUGCCAUAAAGAGUAUUUUUCAACUACUUGCUCAAAAGUUACCUAACUGUGUUAGACUGAGCAUUUCUUUGCACAGUAAAGAGCUGAUAGCAUGUUUUGAAAUGACUUGUUCUAAGUGGAAGGGUUACAUUAGGAGAAACAUCAUCAAUGAGGAGUAGUCACUCUUUCAGCCCACUGGACAAUAUAAUUUCUCAUUUCAUGCCAUUUUGUGGGAAAAUUUCUGGUUUCAUGUAUAGGUUUUCACCAGCAGAGGGGAAAUUAUCUCAUCAUUGGCUUAUGGUGACAACAGUUAAGAUAUGAUUAUAAGACAAGGAUCCUAAGAUCCUUAUGAUCUCUUUCAUAAUAUAUAACCAAAUGCUCAGUUAUACAAAAUGCCUUCUUUUUGUUUCCAUUACAUUUUCAAGAAUGGAAAGAUGUUUGAACUAAUCUAUCAAUCAAAUUGAUAACAUCUCUAGUAACAUUCCACACUCCAAAACCAGUUUAGCAUUUUUAAAACAACAGAGGGCAUUUUCUACCCAUCUCUUGUAUGAUCUGGUUAGGAUAAGGUAUUUUAUUCAAUGUCUGAAACAAUUUGUCUUAAAUGCUUUGGAAAAAUGAACUAAAGCGAGUAAAACCACAGUCUCUUCAGGAAAACAAACAGUAGUGUCUUGAGAAAAAUCUGGUGGCUAUAUUUCUUCCUAUCUCUCUUUCUUUCUACUCCUCUAGUAGAAAGAGGAAUUGAGAUGGAUCACUGUUUAAAAGUUGCACAGCUUCAAAAGAGAAUACCUUAACAUCAGAAGAGAAACAUUUCACGUACAAAAAAUAUAUGUAUUUUUUAAACACAGCCCUUUAAGAAUACUGUUCUGUCCUAUGUGUAUAUUGAGGUUUUACUCUAUAACUGAUUUGACAAUAUUGCCUUUUAUUCCAUGAUUAAAGGAAGCUGUAAACUUACAAUACAUUUCCUUGGGGAAAACAAAAGGACCAUGGUCCUCCUCUUUGUUCCGUGGAACUGCUAGGUCUUAACCAACGUGCAUAAUCUUCAACUUUUGUUACUAAAAUAUUUUAAAUCAUCCAUUUUUUAAUCAAUAUAGAGAAUCCUCAAAUAAUUGCCUAAUGAACUAAUGAAUGUGUCUGCCGAUAUAUGUAUUGGCAGCUACAUAUUUUUCUUUAAGUUUGCUUUCUUUUAAUUUCUGUUGUUGGAUAGAAGAUUAAGAAAAAAUACAUGAAAGACAUUGGAAAUAAGAUCAGGUUCUAUUUCUGAUAAGCAUCUUUUAAGGAUGCCAAACUGGUAUGUGUUUUAGCUUUAAAAUUGUUUUCCGUUUAUGUUGGUGCUAAUGUAUUUCUUUUCUUUUUCUUUAUGGACAAUGCAACUCUACUAUGGAUAAUUUCAUUUCUCUGUUUAAUAGCAUUCCUAAACUGUUAGUGCGUGAUUUUAUUUUUCAAGUUUAUGGAUUUACUAUAAUUAUGGUUCAACGACCAGUCUUUCUUAAUGUAAAAGAAAACAAAACAGUGUACCUAUAGAUGAUAUGUGUGUACUUGGAUUGUGGAUCCUCUUAUUUCAUGUUCAUUUCAUAUACCAUAUGCCUUUAUCAACUUUUACUCUCAUCUUUUAGCUUAUAGAGUUUGAUUAAGCGUGACAAAACCAACAUUAGACAAGUCUGCACACAUUCAGAGAGUACCUGACCCAUAAAUAUGCUGAAAUUUUUCUUCUAGUUUUCAUUUUCAUUAUGAAAAGCAGUCUUGAAAGGUUUUUCUUUCUUAUUUGAUUUCAUAGGAAACAUGAGAAUAUCUUGAAUUUCUACCAAAAAAAAAGUCUGUUCUUGAAUCCUAUGCAUGAUGUCCUGAUGGAAUAGUAAGAACUCUUAUGCAUCCAGUAGUUCAUUCUAUAUGUCCUUUGUCUACAAUAUAUAUACAUAUAUACACCUCUCUAUUAGUUUAGAAAUGGUCAAAUCAACAUGUCAGAAUCUGUGGAAAAAUUAACUGGUAUUAUAUUUUUAUCACUUAGACAACGUGCUUAAUUUUCCAAAGUUUUAUUUUUAAUGUUACUAUUAUAGCAUAAAAAUUUAACACCACUUUUCAUCUUUUUUUUUUUUUUUUUUUGGCCACUAUAUAUAAUCUUGCCCAGAAAUAAGCUAUGCUUGUUAAGGUGGGUGAUGUUUUCAUAUCUUCUAAUAAAUGAUCUUAGGAACAUGCAGAUAUUGAUAUUUGAAAUCUUGUUUUUCUCUAUUUCUUGAUAAUCAAGUUAUAUUAAUAAUUAACAUU